AUGGUAACAGACCAAGCCAAAGAGGUGCAAGUGCAGAUAGCUAUCAAAAUCUUUGAAUGUGUUCUUGAGCCUGUUCUUCCAGGCUCAGUAACCUUUGAUAGAAGUAUUUUGGCUCCUCUUCGGAAUAACUAUUUGUAUGAGGAGUCUAAGGAGUGUUUUACAUAUAAUUCUGCAUGUUUGGUCACCAAUGCAGCGCUACAAAAAAGGUAUUCUGAUUUCCGUGCUGAGAAACAGGCAAAAGGAUAUUCUGAGGAGGAAUUGGAGGAGUCAUUUGGAUUCUUGUUGUUUAAUGAUAUAUCCAGGGCAAAUAGGCUUGCGGAUACAGGCUUAAUUGUUGGGCAGGGGACUUGCACCACGCUUGGAGAUUGCUCAAAAGGUGUGUAUAUCUCAAAGUACUCAGACUGUCUUGACCUGAAGCGCUGGUAUGAUGGGAAAAAGGGCUACAUUGUCCUGUUUAAGCUGACUAAGGGUCGAGUCAAGGAAGUAACAGAAAACUAUACACAGAAUUUCACACCUCCAACUGCUGGGUAUGACUGUCAUGUGUCAGAGCAGCUCAGAGCAGUAUGUGCAACCACCAGCUCCUUCCUGGCCUUUGAACGGACUCAGUAUUACAUGUACGAACUGCUCGAUGGAAGAAAGGUUGAGCAAUGCCCAAGGCAUGUGCUACCAUUUGCUAUCGUGUGUUUCUCUUACGGAAAAACUUGCACCCUGCUCAAGGAGAAAAGUCAAGAGAACACAUCAUUUCAUUACCAGCCCUGGAGGGGCCAACUCAAGAUUGGCUCCAUUGUGUACAACAUUGGGUUGAGGUCCAUCCAUGGAGCAAUGUUCCCAGCAAAUCUUCCAAAGACAGUUCAAGUACACCAUGUCAUCGGAGUCUCAGAACUGAGGAAGACAUUACCACAAGCAGUUUUUGAAACUUCCCUCCUUGGUGAAGUCUUUCUAGAUAGCAGAUGGUUUAGCUUGUAUGAUGUCAUCUCCUAUGAAACAAAAAAUGACCUGGCUCUUUUAACCCAGGAGUUGAAGAGGAAAGACUUGAGACCAAAAGUGAUCACAACAGGAAUAUAA
Molecule: messenger RNA, 1065 nt
Organism: Trichomycterus rosablanca
Lineage: Eukaryota; Metazoa; Chordata; Actinopteri; Siluriformes; Trichomycteridae
Product: protein TASOR-like
Exons: 12
Coding region: 1-1065 (354 amino acids)
Biological process (GO): negative regulation of gene expression, epigenetic
Cellular component (GO): nucleoplasm
Source: RefSeq, a predicted model, not a curated record